This is a messenger RNA of Chlorella variabilis, 1596 nucleotides long. RefSeq lists its product as hypothetical. The record is from RefSeq and is a predicted model, not a curated record. The transcript is spliced from 10 exons. Lineage: Eukaryota; Viridiplantae; Chlorophyta; Trebouxiophyceae; Chlorellales; Chlorellaceae. Gene Ontology annotation, cellular component: RNA N6-methyladenosine methyltransferase complex. The coding region runs from base 1 to 1596 and encodes 531 amino acids.
AUGACGGAGGAUGGGGGCCGCAGGGCCAAGCGCCGCUGCGCUCGCAAAUACACCUCCACGGCCAUGCCCUCGGCCAUACACUACGUGGGAUAUGUGGAGGAUGACGAGACGCCGGAGAUGAUCAUGGCCAAGUUUGCCGAGCUGGAGCGCAUCAAAGUGGCAGGGAAACAGGCCCAGGCGGCGCAAACAGUCGCGGCGGCAGGCGAUGCGCCUGUCAGCGGCGCGCCGGUGGCAGCGGAUGCAGGCGCAUGCGCAGGAGCAGCAGGGCAAGACACGCAGCAGCAGCAGCAGCAGCAGCAGCAGCAAGACAUGCAACAGCACGGCGCAGCGGCAGCAGCAGCGGCAGAACCGCCAGGCGGCACAACGACCGCCGCUGGCGGUGCCGAGGCCGGCGGCGGCGAGGGGCAGGGCGGGCUGACGGACGAGCAGCUGCUGGAGGUGUUCAAGCAGACCAGCAUGUUCAACGUGCGCACUGCCCUCCAGGACAAUGAGAUGCUGCUGGGCAUCGACGAGAUUCUGGAGGCCACCAACGAACGGUAUGCUGAUGAGGAGGCUGUGUCGGAUGAUGAAGACAUGCUGCGUGCCUUCUGGUCUGACGAAGAUGAAGUGUCACUGAGCGACUUGGAGGAUGACGAGGCGGGCGGGCGGCGGCGCCGCCGCGGUGGCGGCGCCGGCCGCAUCGCUCGUCAGGGCAGUGGGCCGGGGCGGGGGCCGGGCCUGCAGCGCAACGCCGCCUGCGUCAGGGCGCGGCACAACGUCAUCACGGCUUUCAACCCGAUCACGCAGGCGCUGGUGCGGCGCAAGGUGCGGGUGGGGAGCGAGCGGGAGGAGCUCUAUCAUGUGCGGGUGCCGCCGGCGCCCAUCCCCGUGUCCUGGGGCCGCACCGUGCAGCCCUAUGUGCCGCUGGACAGGCGCAGCCAGCGGCCCAUGGCAGUGCCGGUGCCGCCGGCGCUGCUCAAGGCGAUGGAGGAAGGGGGUCGGGCGAUGGACAUUGCUCCCAUGGAGCGGUGCGUGUACCGCGAGGAGUGCAGCAUACCAGACGCGGACUGGGGCGGCCUGCUGCCGGCAGCUGGCGGCGGCCACCAGGCCGUGCUCAUCAACCCGGGCUGGGAGUGCGACGGGCGAGGCGACGCGGCGGUCCAGCGCCUGGCCAGGCUUCCCAUGCGGCGGCUGGUGCCCAAGGGCUUUGUGUUCAUCUUCGUAGAGAAGCAGCACGUGCAGGCGCUAUGCCGACAGAUGCGCGCCUGGGGUUACUGCUACAUUGAGAACCUGACUUGGGUGUACCUGCGCCCUAACAACCACAUCCUGGAGCUGCCCUCCCGCUACACCAACUCCAGCCACAUCACGCUCUACAUGUUCCGCCGGGAGGGGGAGGGCAAAGACAUUGAGUUGCGGCACCAGCGCAACCCUGAUGUCACCUUUGAUUGCCUCGUCGGCGCGGAGGGCGGGCGGCGGGCGGUGCCAGAGGAGACAUUUGUUGCCAUUGAGACGCUGCUGCCCACCGGCAAAGGGCGGUUCCUGGAGCUGUGGGCACCACAGGGCGUGCACCGGCCCGGCUGGACGCACGUGGUGGAGGUGGGCGCCGCGGAGAGCUGA